GGCUCGGCUCGGCUCCCUCUGACACCGUCACGGCCCUGCCCCGCUGCGUCAUCGCGCCCUGCCCGCUUCCAAAAUGGCGGCGGCGGCGGCAGGCAGCCUGCGGCGGGCGGGCUGGCGGCUGUGGCGGGGCCGCGCGGGGCUCAGGUGCCAGCUCUACCCACCCCAGCGGGCCCUCCAUGCCUCAGCUGUACUGAGGAGAGCCUCAGAUGAGCAGAAGAAGGAGCCACUGGCAUCUUCCCCUCAGCAGCAGUUUGACUCACCCCCAACAGACCCCCAGCCUGACCAUGAACCUCAGGGCUCUCGUCCCAGUUACACUGGCCAGGGCGGCCAGGAGUCAGAGGACUAUGAGAGCGAGGAGCAGCUGCAGCACCGAAUCCUCACAGCAGCGCUGGAGUUUGUGCCUGAACAUGGCUGGACGGCAGAAGCCAUUGCAGAGGGAGCCAAGACCCUGGGUCUCUCUGUUGCUGCAGCAGGGAUGUUUCACAGCGAUGGCAGUGAACUGAUCCUGCACUUUGUAUCUCAGUGCAACACCAAGCUGUCUGACCUGUUGGAGCAGGAACAAAAACUAGUGCAGUUGGGUGAGACAGAGAAGAAGCCUACAGAUCAAUUCCUGAGAGAUGCUGUAGAAGCCAGGCUGAGGAUGCUGAUUCCAUAUAUUGAGAAAUGGCCCCAGGCUGUCAGCAUCCUGUUGCUCCCACAUAACAUCCCUUCCAGCCUCAACCUCCUCACCAGCAUGAUUGAUGAUAUAUGGCACUAUGCUGGAGACCAGUCUACGGACUUUAACUGGUACACUCGUCGGGCUGUGCUCACUGGCAUCUACAACACCACAGAACUGGUGAUGAUGCAGGAUUCAUCCCCUGACUUUGAAGAGACUUGGCGCUUCCUGGAAAACCGAAUAGCUGAUGCCAUGAACAUGGGCAAUACAGCUAAGCAGGUACAGUCAACCGGAGAAGCGCUUGCCCAGGGCCUGAUGGGAGCUGCGGUUACUAUCACCAACCUGACGGGGCUGAACCAGCGCCGCUGAUGCCGGAGCCCUCACGCCGGAGCCCGCGGACCGGCGCCGGAGCGAGGACGGGGCCGCCUUCGCCUCCUUCUCCCUCCCGUCUCCAAUAAAGCCCAAGCGCACCCACA
Molecule: messenger RNA, 1131 nt
Organism: Cygnus olor (mute swan)
Lineage: Eukaryota; Metazoa; Chordata; Aves; Anseriformes; Anatidae
Gene: COQ9
Product: coenzyme Q9
Exons: 9
Coding region: 74-1024 (316 amino acids)
Biological process (GO): ubiquinone biosynthetic process
Cellular component (GO): mitochondrial inner membrane
Molecular function (GO): lipid binding
Source: RefSeq, a predicted model, not a curated record